Molecule: messenger RNA, 1293 nt
Organism: Eimeria acervulina
Lineage: Eukaryota; Apicomplexa; Conoidasida; Eucoccidiorida; Eimeriidae
Product: ankyrin repeat-containing protein, putative
Exons: 5
Coding region: 1-1293 (430 amino acids)
Molecular function (GO): protein binding
Source: RefSeq, a predicted model, not a curated record
AUGCAGGGGGAGCCUUUAGCUUUCUCAGGAGAUGCAGCCUGUCUUCACGUGGUGUUUGCUGCGCUGCAGCAGCGACAGCAGCAGCAGCAAGACAUGGCGUUGCUGCAGAUCCUCUUCUCUCACGGUUGCAGUGUAGAUGAUGGGUGGCCUUCUGCUGCGUACUUUAAGCUGCAGCGCAGCAACAGCAAAAGUAGCAGCAGCAGCAGCAGCAGCCCCGAGGCUGCAGCAGCAACCGAACGAGACCUUCAGGGGACCUCAGCGGGUUUUACGCACUUGUGCGUUCAGAGAUCAUCAGCAGCAACAGCAGCAGCAGCAACAGCAGCAACAUGUGAUGCUUCUGCAAGCAACAACUCGUGGGGAGGGUUUUCGAUGCAGCAGUGGGGGGCCCCCCUACCAGCUGUGCUGCAGCGCCCUAAGGGGCCCAGCAGCAGCUGGGGCCCCCUAUCUGAGGGAUGGCUGUUUAGAAGCGAAGGCGCAGCAGCAGCAGCAGCAAAGGGAGGAGACACGGAGCAGCAGCAGCAGCUGCUGCGCAGACUGAAAGCUUCACCGCUGCUGCUGGUGGGGGAGGUAGGACUCCUCUACAGCAGCAACAUUGCAGUGCAUCAUCUCAUAGCUGAGCUGUCUCUGCAGCCAGGUAAACUCCUCGUUGCUGCUGCUGCUGCAAGCUCACCUGCAGUGCUGCAGCGGCUGCUGCAGCGCGGAGCAAAUCCAAAUUUUAUGCGGCACGGCCUCUCUGCCCUCAGUGUUGCUGCUGCUGCAUGCGGUGCAGCAGCAGAAGAGAAGGUGCGGCUGCUCUUAGCUUUUGGGGGGGCCCCCGAGGCCCCUAUCCCCCUGUCUGCUAAGGCGAGAUGUGCUGCUGCUGGAGCAGCAGUAGCAGCAGCAGCAGCAAAACGGCUUGCUGCCUACGCUCUUAACAGCUGCAUUAAAUACCACCAGAGGAAGGCAGCAGCAGUGGGGACAGAGACUUUUGGAGAUGCAGCAGCAAAAGCAGCAGCAGCAGCAGCAGCAGCAAGCAAGCUACCUUCACUAAGCGAUCUCGAAGCUGCUGCAGCAGCACUCACCCACCCAGUGGUAGUUUUUGCUGCAGAGGAGACGCCUGCGCUGCUGCAUGCAGCAAGCAACAGAAACUCUUCUCUGAUGCAGCUGCUGCUAGAGAACGGGGCCUCCCCUGAAGUGUUUAUUGUCUCUUCUCGCCUGCCUUCUCCUCUUUUUUACUCUGUCUUUUGGGGUCUUCUUCCUGUUGUGCGGCUGCUGCUCUCUUAUGGGGCUAACCCUUUUAUUGCAAAGGAGUGA